Messenger RNA from Thrips palmi, 1842 nucleotides. RefSeq lists its product as uncharacterized. Lineage: Eukaryota; Metazoa; Arthropoda; Insecta; Thysanoptera; Thripidae. The record is from RefSeq and is a predicted model, not a curated record. Bases 127 to 1752 code for a protein of 541 amino acids. The transcript has 3 exons.
CUGUGAGCAUCAAGUCUGAGCGGAGUCGUGUCGCGUGAGCAGCGUUUAACACUCGACCACAGAUGGAUGGUUCUCCGGAUUGACGUUUCUUCUGUCCCCUGAUUUGCAUCAAGAAAGCUAAGAAACAUGGCGCGACUGCCGCUGCUGCUACUGGGUGUCAUUUCUUUACAAGUUUUCCUCCCGAUUUUAUCUUUAUCAUUACCGGAUGAACUGUCACCAACAUCAGGGAAACUAACACCAGGUGCGGUAAACACCAGUUCCAGACUUAAACGACAGUCUGAUGACAGACUCUUCCAAGGUGGGCCGCGACAAUGUCCACAGAAUCUACCAGCACCACCGAUACCAAUUCAAGGAGAGGGCCGACCACGAACAGCUAUACCAUUGAAUCGUCUUCCGCCGGCACCAGCAUUCAACGGCAGAGUAAGUGCCCCCUUUCGAAUCCUGAAUCCUGACGGUUUCAACCUACCAUCUCAAGAUCCGGGAGGAAGAAUGCUGGGUGAAGGUGGAACUCCACUUUCUCGGCAUCACAUCAUCCCCGCAAGGACGCUUGGAAAUUUCUUCAACCUCGUUAUUCGUAAUGAAAUCAUAUUCCAGGGUCAUGCAGGUGGAAGUAGGCAUUUUCGUUUUGGCGAGUUUCUGGAACGUUUGACACAAGAGGCUAUUUUCGAUUUCAGAAGAUUGCCUACUUCUCAAAAUGACGCGCACGAUAGCGCUUCGGAAAUUGCGUAUGUACUUGUUGGGAAUCAAUCUUUACCAAGGCAUACGGAAACUCUUUAUCACAUGUUUCAGUGGUUCCCGCCUAACAUAUUUGUAGGACCCGACCCAAAUUAUCGAAAUAAUGACCCUCAAGACCACUUCGAUGAGGAAGCAGCCUGUGCAGUGGGAGGUGGUUAUGGGGUGAUUAUCUUAGAACUGUUUAGAGCUUUGAAUUGGAUCAUGGUGAACUAUAAUGAACACGCGGAUGCUCUUACUGACGAGCAACACACAGGAAUGGUGACAUGUGCAGUCGACAUCCUGGAUAGAUUAUUAAACUACCAGAGGAGAGUAUACCAUUACAAUCGCGAACAGUGGAGGGCAGUGGACCGAAAGUGGACAGCAAUAUGUCCGCCUACGUCACACUUUAGAAGAGAGAGAAGAGAGAUAGGGGCCACAUUCGCAACUAAAAACAAGUCUUCAAUACCAGAUUCGUGUUGUUUCGUUCCUGUGAAGUUAUGGGAUCUUAAGAGUCGAAAUUUGGCUAUCGCCAAAAUGGUUUUUGAGCGCGCCAAAAAUAGUGGCGGAUUCACGGAAAAGGACUAUGCAUCAUGGAAAGAGUGGUAUCACAACUCGCCGUGGAUAUCAAAUUUCAGUUGGGGAAUAUUUGGAGACGGGGUGAAAAUGGCAGGUUUUGGUCUGCUUAAAAAAGUUUGGGGAUCAUUUGGUUAUGUGUUUAGAGAUGGGUCUGUUUCUGUAGGUAUAGUAGGGAGAGAUACCCUACAUGGUGACGAUAAUUGGAAGACGAUAAAGGGAAGUGACUGGCUGUUGGAUAAGGACGAAAGUGAGGGUUAUGCUGGUCAAAUGUUUUUUGAUAGAAAUGGAAGGCCAGUGGCCAUUGUUAUCACGAAGAAAAUAUUCGGAGAGUUUGGUUCAGGAUACUCUUUCAUCUACAAUGAUGGUAAAUGGGAGUAUGAGUCGACGGAUGAUUGGGAUGGACGCCGCUUUGGUGGUAGGACCGAGUCUCUUGAUUCUACUGCACCAAGAUUUCUCAGAUAACUUCCCGUUAUGGCCAAAUUGACCUGGGAGGUCAAGAUGUAACUUGUUAUACUUGUGUUUCAUUGAAUAAAAAAUAAAUAGAUUGUUUUA